This is a messenger RNA of Penicillium psychrosexuale, 2373 nucleotides long. Its product is annotated as fungal specific transcription factor domain-containing protein. Gene Ontology annotation, biological process: DNA-templated transcription; positive regulation of transcription from RNA polymerase II promoter by galactose. Gene Ontology annotation, cellular component: nucleus. The transcript has 8 exons. Lineage: Eukaryota; Fungi; Ascomycota; Eurotiomycetes; Eurotiales; Aspergillaceae. The record is from RefSeq and is a predicted model, not a curated record. Gene Ontology annotation, molecular function: DNA-binding transcription factor activity, RNA polymerase II-specific; zinc ion binding; RNA polymerase II cis-regulatory region sequence-specific DNA binding. Bases 1 to 2373 code for a protein of 790 amino acids.
AUGAACGACCUGGAAAAGUCACUGCCGUAUACUGCUUCUUCGCAGGCCCAGUCUCCAAGUUUGUUGAGGGGCCGACCUUAUGCUGUCAACAACACGCCCAGAUCAACGAUCCCGUCGGCUGGGCGAUCCGACGCUUCACAAAUGCCAAAUUCCGAGCAAGGUGAUGCUGCGUCAAGAGAUGGGCUAAGCGGGGUCAAUCUGCAUACUAAUGGGACCGAGUUCUAUGGUAACUCGUCAAACCUGGCAUUCCUGGGGAAUCUAUACGCAAGAGCACAGAAUCAAGAGCUCAGAUAUCAAGAUCGACCCGAUGAGACUCCUCGACAAAUCCCGGCGUCACCGGAUUAUACUAAUCCUCGAUCUCAGCCUUUAUCGCGAGAAACGAGCCACAAAAGUAGCAGGAGGUCAGGCAAAUCACAACUCUCCAUCGUGAACUUGCUUUACAAUGCAGAUUAUAUCGGGCAUCCUUCGCCCCAAUCCCAUGAUGGGACAGACGUUGCAGCACAGAGAAGUCCGCCAGAUGCAGAUGGCCUCGGAAACAGGACCCCUCCAGUGAACAAGGACCAAGACAUCAGUUUAGAAGCUUUAUUUCCCCGCCUUACAGAGAGUGCGCAGAUGGAGAUCGAGAAAACCUUCAUCAGCAGCUACUUUGUGAACAAGCAUUACAUCCACCCAAUACUUUCUAAAGGCGCCUUUAUGCAACGCUGUGAAAAUGAAGCAUGGUCAGUUCCAAAUCGCCAGGGACUUUUCCGAGGUACCACGAAAUUUGCCGGGCUAUACUUUGCGGUCGUUGCUCUGGGCGCGAUCAAUGCAAGCUCGAACGAGACCUCCUUACUACAACAUUUCUGUCAGCAAUUUGUCGAUCCAAGUCAGACACGACGAGCUCGGAGGGGACCGGGAUUCACGGCCCUUGACUUUGCGAAGUACUUCUUCGGCCUCGCAAAACGGACUCUGGGUGAUCUUUUUGAAAGUUCCUGUUUGGAGUCUGCCCAGUCUCUUCUUCUUUUGAGUGUGUUUCGUCAAAAUUCGUUGCAGCCCCAUAGCUGUUAUAUGUAUAGCGGAAUGGCUGUCCGCACAGCAGCGGCUAUUGGUCUCGGUUCGAGCAUGUCUUCUCUGCCCCCCAGUGCGAGACGAGAAGCUAGGCGGACCUGGUGGUGUAUCUACUCUCAUGAGAUAGAAAUGUGUUGUUCCUCGGGACGUCUGGACAGCAUGAAAGCGUUGCAUUGUUACCAGACCUCCCUCCCCAAGCUAAAAGUAAGUGCCAUCCUCAAUUCGCACGGUGCAACCCUGACAGACCAGGUUGAUGUCGAUGAUUUCGACCCUGAUGCCGAAGACAAUGACAUAGCGAUGAUCCCGGCAAUGGUUGCCCUAGCCCAGAUCAUGUCCGAAGCAUCUCAUCAACUGUACCACUCCAUGCGGCGGUCAAUGGCCGAUAAGUCCCGUCUGGCUAUGGCACUUGACCAGCGACUUCUUGAAUGGAAGGCGACACUGCCGGCUUUCUUGGAUCUAGAUGCACUUGCAUUGAAUGACCCUGAAUGGGCGUUCAAACAGAAAUUGGUCUUAAGGCUGAGAUAUUACAAUACUCGAAUCCUCAUCCACAAGCCAUUCCUUUUGGCAGCAACUGCAAAUACAGACGGUUCCUCGCCAGACCUUUCUGCCCAUCUACAUACCUGCCUCAAUGCUGCCCGGAUGAGUAUCAAUAUGCAAUACGAGUCAUUUAUGCAUAGGAUCUACAUUCGCACAUGGUGGUACAACACAACCUACGCACUCUACGGGUCAAUGAUCCUCCUCCAUCUCAUCCUCUCAAACUACUCAGGCCUCCCAGACGAUGAACUCCUCGAAGACGUCGAAAAAUCCCUCGAGAUCUUUUCCUCCAUGGGCGAUAUUAUCGUCGCCCGUCGCUGCGCCGAGAUGCUCCGCGAAGUCCUAGAAGUUGCGCGCACAUGUCUGGCUAGAAGACGGCGCUCUGCCUAUGGAGCUAACCACAGCGAAGACAGCCAAAACCAAAGCCAGUACUCUAGACUCGGAGUGCCAUAUACCCCAUCAACAGGAGUCUCAAAUCCGUCUCAAGCAGCUGCAGAUGCAACCACAUCAGCGCGGAAGCAUUCAAUUCCAAAUUCAACGCCAAUAGGAGGCGAGGUCGGUCUACCAGCGGCAUCAUUUACACCCACGCACGGAUUAUCCCUCGACACCCCAUCAUCUAUUAUGGACCAAAAUACUGAUCCAGAGGACGGGGAUUUCUUCUUUUCACUCUUCAGCAACGGCACGCAGACACAGCCUGAUCGAACGCGGGCGGAGAUGCUGGCCAAUUUGGUGGAUCCGAGUGUUUUGGAGGAUUUUGCGUUUGGAGGUGGAAAUGAGUUCUCUUUCUUUUAG